Molecule: messenger RNA, 2790 nt
Organism: Didymella exigua CBS 183.55
Lineage: Eukaryota; Fungi; Ascomycota; Dothideomycetes; Pleosporales; Didymellaceae
Product: peptidase S41 family protein
Exons: 2
Coding region: 170-2533 (787 amino acids)
Biological process (GO): proteolysis
Molecular function (GO): serine-type peptidase activity
Source: RefSeq, a predicted model, not a curated record
UCGCUAGAAUUUGACGCUGAUUUUUGUUUUUGCAAUCCCGGUGCCUGUCUGCUGCGCGCUGUUUGUCCCGGUGAAGAUAAUCUUGGACGGGGGCCUGAAUACACUGUAAUAAGAGACGGUUACCCGCAUUUGAAAGCGUACACGAUCGACAAGCCCGUCCUGUUUACGAAUGAGUAUGAGGUCUUCCCAACUUUUCCUCGCAAUCAUCGCGGUCGCUGCUUCAGUUCAAGCCCAGUCGCAAUCUUUUCUGGUCACAACCACACGUCGAGUCUCGUCGAUAGAAGAUGUACAGCCAACAGCAACAGAGACGGCGUCGGGGCCGAUAGAAACAGGUCAGGCGUGCGCAGAAGUUGCAAAUCUCGUCUCCGGCUCGCGAUCACGCUUCCCAAGCGUAAAUGCCGAGCUAGCGUAUGCAUGUCUCAAGUCUGUUCCCAUAAGUACAGACGAAGCGAACUUCACAGUCACCUCGAUCAAGCAGAUGGUUGAAUUUCAGUCGACAUUAACAUACCUCAAAGAACCGCCCACUGGCUGGCCUAAUGAACCUGUAGACCUCCUUGCUGGACUAGAUGACAUUGCUUCCAAAGUCAACGACGGCACGUACACGAACGAGUAUGAUUUUGAGAACGACAUUGCGGAACUGUUCAUCAAGGCCCACGAUGGACAUCUGGCGUUCAAUGGCAUGGCAUAUGGCGGCGCUUUCCGGUGGCGAAGGAAUCUCAACAUCGCCUUGGUCUCUGCAUCAAGAGACGGAAGCGCUGUCCCUGAGGUCUGGUCCAUCAGAGACUUCAAUGCUUCCCAAACUGGCUACGAACCAUCUCCGAUCACGCAGAUUGACGGGCAGGACGUGCAGCAAUUCCUCCAAGCGGAAGCGUUGAGAAACGCCUACCACGACCCUGACACUAGGUACAACGCAUUGUUUUUCAUGUCCAGCGCCGAGGCAUACGGAUUGUUCACGAGCCCAAGGUUCUACCCGGGACCCACUACGAGCGUCACAUACCAGAACGGAACCACUAGGGAAUAUCUGAACGCAGCCGUGAUACUGCAGCCGGAGACGUGGCCAAGCAUCUCUAGCCCAGACGACUUCUACUCGGUGUACAUUACACCCUCAACGAGCAGCUCAUCGGGGACAAAGGCAAAGAAGCGGGACCCGAAUGCGAUACCGUUCCACCUCGACAACCCUCGCGACCAUGAGAUGCAAGGCUACAACUCGAUCCAGCAGGGAUCCGCUCCGUUGAACUACCCCAGCCCGGCAGUAGCUCACUCGGCCGAUCGCGUGCCGCUCGCAGGCUACUUUGUGAGCACGGGUGCCGGCGAGGUUGGCGUCUUGGUUGUAGGCACCUUCAACACAGACGAUGUAGCUGGUGCGCAAGAGUUCCAGGAAGUCACCGACGACUUUAUUUCCUCUGCGCAGUCCCGCGGCGUCAGCCGUAUCGUCAUCGACGUGCGCCAGAACGGCGGCGGAAAAGUCCUGUCCGGCUACGACAUGUACAAGCAGUUCUUCCCGGACCAAGAGCCACAGACGCAGUCGCGCUGGCGCGGGCACGCAGCGAGUGAAAUCUACGGCGAAUCCAUCUCGUCGUUCAACACGUUGACGACUCUGAACGCCAACCUGUACGUCAGCCCCUUCAGCAAAGCAUCCUGGAUGGACGCCGAGGGCAACGAGUUCGGCUCCUGGUCGGACAUGUACCCGCCCGUGCGGCACCACAACGACAAGUUCACAAGCCUGCUGCGCUACAACCUCUCCGACCCCUUGACAACCAGCAGCGAGAGCCUGGCCAUCGGCAUCACAGUAACAGGAUACGGCAACCGCGCAGACAUCACGACCCCCCCCUUCCGCGCCGAGGACAUGGUCAUCUUGUCCGACGGCAUCUGCGCGUCCACGUGCGCCAUCUUCCUCGAGCUCAUGGUCCAGCAAUCAGGCGUGCGCACCAUCGCGGUCGGCGGGCGUCCCUCACCGGGCCCCAUGGUACCCGUCGGCGGCACAAAGGGGACGCUCGUCACGCCGUCUGAAUUCCUGCAAGCGCUGGCACAAUACGUAGUCGCGACGUUUGCAGACAACAGAGCGCAGGCGCGCGAAUGGGCGCGGUUCGUACCGAAUCCGUUCGCCAUCGCCGUGUCGGAUGCGAGCGUCAAUUUCCAGGACAACAUCAGGAAGGGCAAGGAGGGUGCUGGCGUGCCGACGCAGUUCCUCAAUGAUACGGCGAGUUGUCGCAUCUGGUACCAGCCGGAUAUGUAUCUGAACGUGACCAGUCUGUGGGCGAAGACGGCUGAGGUCGCGUGGGGGAAUGGCGGCGCGCUGGACGAGGGCGCGUGUGUGAGUGGGAGUGUGACGACAAAGGACCAGCAGACGGGUGGUGGCGACGCGAAUCCCAGCGGCACGGAGGAUGAAGCGGCGAGCUCGAGUGCGAGUGCGAGUGCGAGCCCGGAUGCCGCUGCGGGGUUGAGACCGGGUGGUGAUGGGUGGACGGCGAUUGUCGUGUGUGGCGCUGUCGUGUUGAGCUCGAUGAGCGUGGGCAUGGGGAUCGUGUGGUGAUGGUCACGUCAGAGGGCAUGUACACAGCAGGGAGUAUGUACAGAGCAGAGAGUAUGUACACGGCAGAGAGUAUGUACACAGCAGGGAGUAUGUACACGUCAGAGAGUAUGUACAGAGCAGAGAGCAUGUACACAGCAGGGAGUAUGUACACGGCAGAGAGUAUGUACAGAGCAGAGAGCAUGUACAGAGCAGAGAGCAUGUACAGAGCAGAGAGCAUGUACACGGCAGAGAGCAUGUACAGAGCAGAGAGUAUGUAC